This is a messenger RNA of Microsporum canis CBS 113480, 1698 nucleotides long. RefSeq lists its product as hypothetical. Bases 1 to 1698 code for a protein of 565 amino acids. The record is from RefSeq and is a predicted model, not a curated record. The transcript has 4 exons. NCBI's taxonomy places the organism in Eukaryota, Fungi, Ascomycota, Eurotiomycetes, Onygenales, Arthrodermataceae. Gene Ontology annotation, cellular component: mitochondrion.
AUGGUGAUACCAAAGUUUCUCCUAAGAGCGUCAUUCCGAUCUAUUGCUUCUCUUGUUCAAAGGCGUGUCCCUAUUACCUGCCGCGGUGGGCUGAUAUUAAUAGGCAAACCUAUCGGUCACGAAGAAAUUUUUCAGUAUAACAAUGGGCACUUUCUCGUUGACGAAGAGUAUCAGUAUGCGAAACGCUAUAUUCGAUUCAAUAUUGAUAAACUCUGCAAUCUUGUCACGUCAGUUGUUGGAAAUGGUAUCUCAUCAGUUUCCAAGGUUGAUAAGAUGGAAGGGGGGUUCCAUAAGGCUCUCUUAAUGACGCUUGAGAAUGGCACUGAAAUUGUAGCCAAGAUACCCUGCCCUCAUGCGGGAUUGCCGAUGUAUUCAACUGCAUCAGAAGCUGCCGUGUUAGAAUUUGCCUUUAUAGUCCGAACCCAUACAACUAUUCCGGUUCCAAAAGUUUUGGCAUGGAGCUCGGACCCCAAAAAUCCAGUCGGCGCAGAAUAUAUCAUAAUGGAAAAGGCCAAAGGGGUUCAGCUACAUACUGUUUGGGGUGAUUUAUCCCAAUCCGGCCGCCUAAGAGUUAUAGAGAGCCUUGUUCUGAUGGAGAAACAACUACUAUCCUUCCAAUUUCCCGCAUAUGGCAAUUUAUAUUUUCGUCAUUCCAUUCCAGAACCAUCUUGUGUAUUUCUACACAAUGAUAUUGACCCUGCUGGUUUAUAUUGUGUGGGGCCAGCGGCUGAUAGUGCGUGGUCAAAUGAUAAUGUACUCAAAAAAGGAAUCGAAUCAUCCGAAUUCGAUAGCGGACCUUGGGUGAAUCUGAAGUGUUUCGGGGAAGCUCUUAUUAAGCGCAGCUUACUUAAGGGGUUUCCAUCCAACGCAAGAAAACUUUCUGCAUGCCAACCUAUUAACUACGGUAGUUCGUCUUCCCAUAAGAAAGUGCUGGGGUCCGCAAUGGCACUUGUACCUCCAAUCUCAAGCCAUCCGAUCCUAGUAGCGAACUCUUCACCUACAUUACUGCACACAGAUCUACAUAUGGGAAAUAUAUUUGUAACAGAAGACGGGCCGAUAGAAGUCACCAGUAUCAUUGAUUGGCACUCCAUUACCAUCGCGCCAAAGUUCAUACAAGCACGAUGGCCUAUCGUAGUGGAGCCUUUAGAUGGUUAUACCCGUGGCAUAACCCCUCCCGAGCCACUACCUGACCUCGAGCAACUAGACUCAGAAGAAAAGAAAAUAGCAAUAUUCACUCACGAGCAGAACUACCUUGCUAAGGCUUAUGAAGUUUGCACGGCUCGCCAUAGUCUUCAUUUACACAACGCGCUAGAGGUUCCACAAAUUCUAAAGGAGAUAUACAUUCGUGGCGGGGAAACCAUAACGGACGGGAUAUUUCCACUUCGUUCCUGUCUGGUUGACUUAUUCCAUUAUUGGCAAGAUUUGGGCUUUUUAGAGCCCUUUCCGAUAAAAUUCACCGAAGACGAGCUCUCACAUUAUAAUAAAGAACUUCCUUUAUAUGAGGAGUGGUACACUCUAAAAGAAAUCGUUAAAAAAGCCUUGAACACUGACUCAGAGGGUUGGAUAUACCCGGAACUCGACUGGGAGGAAAAGAAACGUCUUAAUGAAGAACUUUAUCAGCUAUAUUUAAACAAUGCAUUGGCUGCAGAUAGAACGAUGGAAGAAACCAGAGCAAUGUGGCCAUUUCCUAUCGAGUGA